Molecule: messenger RNA, 940 nt
Organism: Vanrija pseudolonga
Lineage: Eukaryota; Fungi; Basidiomycota; Tremellomycetes; Trichosporonales; Trichosporonaceae
Exons: 3
Coding region: 48-899 (283 amino acids)
Source: RefSeq, a predicted model, not a curated record
CUCCAUCGGCCCGUAGUAGACGUCGACAACCCCACACACUGCCCAGCAUGGCGCCAGCAGCACCUCCAAAAUCCUCGCCGUUCGACCCCGACGCGCCGCUGUUCGUCGCCAAGGCCUCGUUGACGACCGCCGCGAUGGGCGCCUUCACCGGCGCGUGUAUCGGCGUUGUGCAGCGCCAGAACCCGUUCAUCCUCGGCACCAACAUGGCCGUGAACAGCGGUAUUGGCGGCCUGGCGUUCUUCGCCACGCGCGAGUACCUCGUCUCGCCGGCGCUGCUGGCCGUCGGGGCCACGCCGGGCCAUGUGCGUCGGCGGGCAGCGCUCGACGACGAGCGCAGCGGCAUCGUGCCUCCUGCGGCAUCGAUACCCGAGGUGCGGACUGAGCGGCUGCUCGACUCGGGCAUCUCAGGUGCACUGUCCGGCGGAGGACUGUCUGCCGCUCUGCGCGGACCGCGUACCCUCAUCCCGGCCGCCUUCACCUCGGCGCUGAUCGCCACGCUGCUUCAGUUCUCGGUCAACUCUGUGCGCGUAGCGCGACUGGAGAUUCUCGCCAAGCGGCUCGAGGAAAGCAAGGCGAGGGAAGCGCCGGUGGCUGUGGCCGACGCCGAGCCUGUCGAGGCCACCCAGCCCGAGGUCCCGAUCGUUGCCCUUCUUCCUCCAGCCUUCGACAACCCAUUGAAAGAGGAAGGCGCGCAGCGCGGCGACGCACCCAUCACUGCGCGCGUCCUCGCCACGCUGUCCUCCUUCCUCCCAGUGCGCAAGCUCACAGACGACGACUACCUCGCGACGCUGGAGCGCAAGCGCGCCGACGUCGACAAGCGCCUGGCCGAGAUUGACGCCGAGCAGCUCACAAUGUUUGAGCGCAGCGCGGCCAACCAGCAGCAACAGCAGCAGAAGUAGAGCAUCACCAUCACAAGCAUCGAGUAGCAGCAUUCAUCACU